AUGAUAUAUUUUGAAGGAGUGGCAUGACCUAUGCUGCUGGAAUCGAAAACCAGACCGGAUAACGUUGUCACUCUACUCUACCCACACUCUGUUCUGUCAUUUGGAUUUGCAUAACUAUUCACACUGCUACACAUAACAACAACAACACAUGCUUUAAUUUUCCAUUCUCAAUUUCCAAUGGCUUCUUUUCCUCUUUAUCACCCAACCCAGACCUUCUUCUCCAACACCCAGUUCAAAGGUUCGCGCAGUGGCUUCUUGUGCCGACCCACUUACUCAUUUGGUUCUCAUGCUCGAAACAAAGCACCACCCAUCAAAGCUUUGGUUGAUGCACCCCCAUUUCCAUUGUUUCGGCCUCCCCAAGUUGAAGAAUCAUCAUCCUCUGAGUUGGAGCCUGCAGAUCCUGAUUUCUACAAGAUUGGUUAUGUCCGAAGUGUGCGAGCUUAUGGAGUUGAGUUUAAGGAAGGGCCUGAUGGUUUUGGUGUGUAUGCUUCCAAAGAUGUAGAGCCUCUUCGCCGAGAAAGGGUUAUAAUGGAAAUUCCUCUUGAAUUGAUGUUAACCAUAAGCAAGAAGCUCCCAUGGAUGUUUUUCCCUGAUAUAAUUCCCAUGGAUCAUCCAAUAUUUGAUAUUAUCAACUCGACAAAUCCAGAGACAGAUUGGGACCUAAGGUUAGCAUGCCUUCUCUUAUUUGCGUUUGACUGUGAAGACAACUUUUGGCAAUUGUAUGGCGACUUCUUACCCAGUGCAGAUGAAUGCACUAGCUUACUUCUAGCCUCAGAGGAGGAACUUUUGGAGCUGCAGGAUCCCCGUCUUGCUUCAACUAUGAGAAACCAGCAACAAAGAGCCUUAGAAUUCUGGGAGAAUAACUGGCACAGUGCUGCACCCCUUAAAAUAAAGUGUCUUGCUCGUGAUCCUCAAAGGUUCAUUUGGGCUGUAAGUGUUGCACAGUCACGAUGUAUUAACAUGCAGAUGAGAAUUGGUGCUCUAAAUCAAGAAGCAAAUAUGCUGAUUCCUUAUGCUGACAUGCUGAACCAUUCAUUUGAGCCAAAUUGUUUUUUCCAUUGGCGUUUUAAGGACAGGAUGCUUGAGGUUCUUACAAAUGCUGGACAGCGCAUUAAAAAGGGAGAUGAGAUGACAGUCAAUUACAUGAGUUCGCAGAAGAAUGACAUGUUCAUGCAAAGAUAUGGAUUUUCAUCGCCUGUGAAUCCUUGGGAUGUGAUCAAAUUCUCAGGAAAUGCACGUAUUCAUUUGGAUUCCUUCCUGUCAAUCUUCAAUAUAUCUGGCCUUCCUGAAGAGUAUUACCAUAACAAUCGUCUAUCAAACCCUGGAGAUACUUUUGUCAAUGGAGCAGUCAUAGCUGCAGCACGAACAUUGCCAACUUGGUCAGAUGGGGACGUGCCUCCAGUCCCUAGUGUGGAAAGAAAGGCUGUGAAGGAGUUGCAAGACGAAUGCCAAAAGAUGCUUGCAGAAUUUGCUACAACCUCUAAACAAGACCAGAAAUUGCUAGAUUCCAUGACAGAUGCUACAAGGACACUUGAAGCUGCAAUUAAGUAUAGAUUGCACAGGAAAUUGUUCAUUGAAAAAAUCAUCCAAGCAUUGGAGAUGUAUCAAGAGAAAAUACUGUUUUGAUCCCAAUCUUCUAACUGAAGAAUAGUCAGGAAAAUUUUGUCACUUUGCUGUAUAACUGUAAUCUGUGUCACUAAAAAUAAUGUUUAUCCAUGGACUGCAUGUCAU
Messenger RNA from Abrus precatorius (Indian licorice), 1731 nucleotides. RefSeq names its product protein PLASTID TRANSCRIPTIONALLY ACTIVE 14. The transcript has 13 exons. Gene Ontology annotation, biological process: plastid transcription; thylakoid membrane organization; chloroplast organization. The record is from RefSeq and is a predicted model, not a curated record. The coding region runs from base 178 to 1626 and encodes 482 amino acids. Gene Ontology annotation, molecular function: protein binding; protein-lysine N-methyltransferase activity. Lineage: Eukaryota; Viridiplantae; Streptophyta; Magnoliopsida; Fabales; Fabaceae. Gene Ontology annotation, cellular component: plastid-encoded plastid RNA polymerase complex; chloroplast thylakoid.